This is a messenger RNA of Helianthus annuus (common sunflower), 1210 nucleotides long. RefSeq names its product alpha-ketoglutarate-dependent dioxygenase AlkB. Gene Ontology annotation, biological process: oxidative RNA demethylation. The record is from RefSeq and is a predicted model, not a curated record. The coding region runs from base 182 to 1066 and encodes 294 amino acids. Gene Ontology annotation, cellular component: nucleus; cytoplasm. NCBI's taxonomy places the organism in Eukaryota, Viridiplantae, Streptophyta, Magnoliopsida, Asterales, Asteraceae. Gene Ontology annotation, molecular function: oxidative RNA demethylase activity; broad specificity oxidative DNA demethylase activity; ferrous iron binding. The transcript is spliced from 5 exons.
UUUGGUCAUCGCUCGAUUAGCACCAUUUUACGCAACCCACACUAAUAACGCCGGUUUUACACCCCAACGGCCAACCCACAACACGAACAGUAGAGGCCUUCCAGUAUCUUCAAUUCAUAAGCGGCCAUUUGGGCAAAUAUGUUGGGCUUGAGAUUAGGCUCACUAGAAUUCUUUCAUCUGAAUGACGAUUAAUCAUUCCAGUUUCUACCGAUUAUUUAAACCCAUUGAAUCUUCAUCAUUUUGGUGUGGAAGGGAUGCAUUUCAUGGCUCUUUAAUUGGAAAAUUUAAGCAGUGUCACAACACUCCUUGUGCUAAAGGUUCCGAUGAAUCACAACCGUUUAGUUUAAUUUGCUGCCCCUGUUUUAGCACAGAUUCGGUGUGUCAAAGCACUUCGAAGAGAAAUUGUUCGACUUCUUAUGAAAUACUUGGAUCCGGAGUGAUUCUCUUGAAGAACUACAUCAGUCUCAAAGAUCAGGUUGAUAUAGUGAAUAUAUGUCAAAAGCAUGGUGCGGGCCCCGGGGGGUUUUACGAGCCUAGUCACCAAAGUGGAGCUAAACUUCGACUACAAAUGAUGUGUUUUGGUCGAAACUGGGAUCCUGUAACAAAGUAUAAGGAAUGUUAUAGAAGUGAUGGUUCUAAAGCACCACCGCUUCCAUACGAACUUAUUUCAUUCGCUAAAACUUCAGUUCAAAAUGCUCAAAAACGUAUGAAAGGACUUCCUUCAAUGUGCCCUGAUAUAUGUAUAGUCAAUUUUUAUUCACCAGUCUACGGUCGACUUGGCCUUCAUCAGGAUCGCGAUGAGAGCUCUGAUAGCCUUCGAAGAGGAUUGCCUGUGGUUUCUAUCUCCAUUGGUGACACUGCAGAAUUCUUGUAUGGCUAUACAAGAAACAAAGACAAGUUAGACAAAGUUUUGUUGCAAUCAGGUGAUGUGUUGAUAUUCGGUGGCAAGUCAAGACACAUUUUUCAUGGGGUGACGCAAGUAUUUCCAAACACGACUCCUCUGCCAUUAUUACAACAAACCGCGCUUAGACCAGGCCGUCUAAACCUUACUUUACGACAAUUUUGACCCAACUCGUUUUUCUAGAAGUUCCGUUUAGGGUUUUCUGUUUCUCGUCCUUUUUGUCCAAAAUGUCAUGUUUCGUGUUUGUCAUUUUCAUCAUACAGUGGCGUGUUUGUGGUUUAUUUAAAGUAACUAGUGAUUGAGGUUGAA